Messenger RNA from Naumovozyma dairenensis CBS 421, 1065 nucleotides. RefSeq names its product glyoxylate reductase (gene GOR1). Lineage: Eukaryota; Fungi; Ascomycota; Saccharomycetes; Saccharomycetales; Saccharomycetaceae. Gene Ontology annotation, cellular component: cytosol. The record is from RefSeq and is a predicted model, not a curated record. Gene Ontology annotation, molecular function: hydroxypyruvate reductase [NAD(P)H] activity; NAD binding; glyoxylate reductase (NADPH) activity. The transcript has a single exon. The coding region runs from base 1 to 1065 and encodes 354 amino acids.
AUGCUAUCGCAUGAAAAAAAGAAACCUGUAGUUUUACAACUAGGUAAAAUUAUGUUUGGACAACAAGCAUGGGAUGAUCUUCGAAAGAUAGCAGACGUAAUCACCCUUGACCGUUCCACCACUCGUGAGAAGUUCAUUUCAGGUUUAAAGGAUCCAAACAAUAAACUUUCUCAAGUACAAAUCAUUGCAAGAACGUUUCAUAGUGUUGAACAAACGGGGAGAUUUGACGAGGAAAUUGCUGAUGCAGUACCCAGUUCAUUGAUUGCAAUUUGUCAUACUGGUGCUGGUUAUGAUCAAAUUGACGUUAAAUAUUUCCAGAAGAGACAUAUUCAAGUAUCUCAUGUGCCUAAUGUUGUUAAUAAUGUCACUGCUGAUACACAUGUGUUUUUACUUUUAGGUGCCUUAAGAAAUUAUUCAAUGGGGUACCGUAAAUUAAUUAAUAAUGAAUGGCCUGUAUCCCCAUCCGGCGGUGGUGUACCAUUAGGUCAUGAUCCAGAGGGGAAAACUGUAGGUGUCCUGGGGUUGGGUGGAAUUGGUCGUGCUGUUGUGCAUAGAUUAAAGCCAUUUGGAUUUAAACGUUUCAUUUAUCAUAAUAGACAUAAAUUACCAGGGGAAUUAGAAAAUGAUUGUGAAUAUGUAUCUUUCGAGGAAUUAUUGAGACAAUCUGACGUAUUAUCAAUUAAUAUACCAUUAGGUCCAUCAACAAGACAUAUUAUUAAUGAUGAAGCAUUUGAGGAAAUGAAAACUGGUGUUGUUAUUGUCAAUACUGCUCGUGGCGCUGUCAUCGAUGAACAAGCAUUGAUAAAGGCAUUAAAGUCUGGUAAAGUUAGGUCAGCAGGGUUAGAUGUUUUUGAGAAUGAACCAGAAGUACCCAAAGAAUUACAAGAUAUGCCACAAGUGCUAGGUUUACCACAUAUGGGGACUCAUUGUGUUGAAACUAGGAAAAACAUGGAAGAUUUUGUUUCAGCCAAUGUCGAAAGUGCCAUUACAUCAGGUAAAGUUAUUGCAAUUGUCCCAGAAAUGAAAAAUGAUGCAUGGAUUAAUGGUUGUAAACCUUUGAUUUGA